Symbiodinium necroappetens is the source of this 845-nucleotide messenger RNA. Lineage: Eukaryota; Dinophyceae; Suessiales; Symbiodiniaceae. The record is from the annotation of a GenBank genome assembly.
GCGGCCACACCUUUGUGAUGUACACUGUACCUGCCGAUGUUUUCUUGCAAAUGACAGAAGUCAAGAUGCACGAGGAGCUCGUAGAGGCCGGUGUGCUCACAGAGUUUGAUGAGUGGUGUCGCACAGAGAGAGCUGCACGCGAACUUUCCACUCGCAAAGGUGGCUACGUCAUUAUUGUAGAGAGCGCCACACACCAGUCGCUGCUGUGGGCAGGACUAAGCAUGAGGGAUGUACCUGGUGAAGGAGAGUUUACGCUUGAUGGCGACCGAGUGUGGAUCGGUCGUAUGAUGACCCAGAUGGUUUGGUCGAAGCUUUUCUAUUUCCUCGAGCAUCGACAGUUUCACAACUACCGAUUCCUUCUGAAUGCACAAGCAGUGUAUUUCCGUGCUCUUGAUGUGGAGCCCAUUGACGGCCUUGUUCCGGGGUUCGACACUGAGAUCGACCCGAGUGUUGACUGCAAGGGCUUCAUGAUGGAACGUUUCCUGCAUCAGAACGGCCUCAGGAACAUCUUCGAGCGGGACGCUGCAGGGUGGCCGCCCAUUUGCUUUGCAGCGAUGAGCAAUAACGUCGUGGUGCUGCAAGCGCUUCUUGACCGAAAGGUGGAUAUCAACCAGGCUACGACCAAGCCCGCAACAGAAGUCAAUCUUCCUGCCAAGCUGACGGCUCUGGGAAUAGCUUGCAUACUUCGCAACAAUGAAGCUGUCGAGCUGCUUCUUUGUGCCAGAGCCCAAGUGAACUACAAGGAUGGUUUUGGUGGCAAUGCUCUCCAUACCGCGUGUGCUGGGGACAAUCCACGCGGAGUACGUCUACUCUGCCAUGCUCGUGCCAACGUGAAUCAGCAGUCC